Messenger RNA from Staurois parvus, 303 nucleotides. The record is from the annotation of a GenBank genome assembly. NCBI's taxonomy places the organism in Eukaryota, Metazoa, Chordata, Amphibia, Anura, Ranidae.
AUGUGCAUGGCUUACUAUGAGAGCCGCUACACUACCAAUGCCAUGUAUGACAAUGGCUGGAGCCGUGACUAUGGAGUCUUCCAGAUCAACAGUUACUGGUGGUGCAAUGACGGCAAUACGUCUGGAGCCGUAGCCGCCUGUAGCAUCAGCUGCAGUAAUUUGAUGAAUGAUGACAUUACUGAUGACAUCACCUGUGCCAAGAGAGUUGUUCGUGACCCCAAUGGCAUGGGAGCUUGGGUGGCCUGGAACAACAACUGUAAGAACAAGGAUGUAAGUAGCUUCGUGAGCGGAUGUGCUUUGUGA